Messenger RNA from Prorocentrum cordatum, 603 nucleotides. Lineage: Eukaryota; Dinophyceae; Prorocentrales; Prorocentraceae. The record is from the annotation of a GenBank genome assembly.
CGGCCCGUAGCCAUUUUGGCUCAAGCCCUUUUUUUCCGCAGCGCGCCCGCGCUCCGCCCUCGCACGUUCGCCCCCCGCCGCUCGGGCGCCGAUGGCGUUCCGCUGCCUCGCGCUGGCCGCCCUGGUGGGCGGCGCUGCCGCCUUCGUGCCCGCGGCCCCGGCCGCGGCGCGCGCCGAGCCCGCGGGCGUGGCCCAGCGCACUGGGGCCGCGCCUUCGGGAGCCCCCGCGGCCGAUGACGCCGCCCCGUGGUCGACCUGCCUGGUCGGCGGCGCGGCUGUGGGCUACGCGGUCGCGGCGGCGAGCGCGUUUGGCCGCUCGCAGCGCACCGCGGCGAGGGCGGAGGCGAAGCCGCAGAUUGCGGCGGCGAGGACGCCCGUGGCCUACCCGAUCUUCACCUUCCGCUGGCUGGCGGUGCACAUGCUGGCCGUGCCGACCGUCUUCUUCUUGGGCGCGAUCAGCUCCAUGCAGUUCAUCCAGCGCUGAGCAGGCGGCCUCAGGGGGGCGCGCGGGUGCCCCGGUGUGGUGUUUUUGGUGCAGAGGCGGCGACGGGGGGGGGCUCGCGGCGGCCGCGGUUCGCCUCCAUACGCCGGCGCGCGCAAGAA